AUGGUUUUUGAUGCUGUCAAUCCAGACCCCGACAGCUUCGUUUACUAUUAUCCGAUCUAUAACGAUGAAGGCGAUUUUGGCAGAACCCAAAACUUGAUGUUCAAGUUUCAUUUAUGUUACAAUCUUGCCCCUGAAGUAAAUUCAGAUGGAGAAGAUGAAAAUCCUCUCGAUCUUGAAACUCUACUCGUUGAUCGAACUCACGAGUUUGAUAAAGGAUUGCUUUUCAGUGGAGAUAGGGAGCAAAUACAAGUCAUUGUCUGUCACAUUCUUGAUUUGAUUAAAGCCCCUCGUUAUAUUGAUGUUGUUACAGAACUCAUUGAUGCGAUCCUUGAUUUAAAGAAGUGUGAUAAGAUCUCUAACGUGAAAGAGGUAGAUGUAGUCAUCAAUGUUAUUGUGUGGAGGUUUCCUGAUGAUGAUGAUGAUGAUGUAGAUGUGAGACUUGCGGUGGCCCCGGCGAGCAAUGAAGCGGUGGAGCAACACUUGGAGACGGUUGUUGUUGAGAAUGAAAGUUGGUGUGUGAUAUGCAUGGAUAAGAUCCGGAUUGGAUUGGAUGUGGCUGCGGGUCGAAUGCCGUGUUCUCACGUGUUUCAUCGCACGUGUGGUGAAGAUUGGCUUAGGUGUAGUGGGAUUUGUCCGGUGUGUCGUGCCAUGUUUCCGACCUAA
Messenger RNA from Arabidopsis thaliana (thale cress), 663 nucleotides. RefSeq names its product RING/U-box superfamily protein. NCBI's taxonomy places the organism in Eukaryota, Viridiplantae, Streptophyta, Magnoliopsida, Brassicales, Brassicaceae. The record is from RefSeq and is marked reviewed. The transcript has a single exon. Gene Ontology annotation, molecular function: ubiquitin protein ligase activity. Bases 1 to 663 code for a protein of 220 amino acids.